Messenger RNA from Acanthopagrus latus (yellowfin seabream), 2785 nucleotides. RefSeq names its product ras and Rab interactor 1-like. The coding region runs from base 700 to 2313 and encodes 537 amino acids. The record is from RefSeq and is a predicted model, not a curated record. The transcript has 7 exons. NCBI's taxonomy places the organism in Eukaryota, Metazoa, Chordata, Actinopteri, Spariformes, Sparidae.
CAAUAUUUUCAUAGUUCAUAGUUUUCAUACACUCUUUUCUUCUACUGGCUAAAAUGUGCUUCCAUAUAAUUCACCAAAGAAGCUAAAGGAGAAGUUGGGCAACUUUUAAGCUUUGUUGUUAUACUGUUACAUUACCAAUAUUAGGAGCCUACUUUUAUUUUGAAACUUGUACAGGAAACAUUGUGGCACAGUAUUUAAUGUAAAUACAAUGAGCCUAUGCUACUAAUAUUAUACAUACUAGCAUACUGACGGUCUUGCUGUGGGUGUAAUAAAGUAUUACCACAGUAAUAAUUCACUGGGACACGUGAGCCUCGCUCUCAUGACUGUGACGUGUCUGUUCCAGGUGGGAGGGGGGAGGAGCCAAAGAGGAGCGCGACCUCUCUGGAUCUCGGAGCACAGGUUGUGACAGGCCGGAGUGGAGGAGAAGUUGACUUUACAUCGCGGAAAAGUUAAUGGGAGAUUGAGGAACAUGUCGCCGUGAAGUGGAGUCGGUGGACAGAAGAGGAAGAAGGUUCCGGCCGCAGAGGUGAACAGCAAGUCCGGGAAUGUUGGAAGCACCGCGCAGGAUCCAGUAGAUCAGACCAGUGCUGUUUGAUUUAAGCUCUGUCUGAGCCGCUGCACUUUACCAAGUCUGGACUUGCUGUCCCAAGCCAGGCACAUUUAUUACGCAGGUGUGAAGCCAUCCCACCCAUCCUGCUGAUGAAUAUGGCGCAGCAGGAAGAACCACUGUACGACUUCCCCGAGCCCAGCCAGCCCUCGCAGCGCAAGCUCAUGGGGCACCACAGGGGCCGGGGGUCUCUGAGGAGCAUCAGCGUACUGGACCGUCUCCUGCUCACGGUUCCUGUCUGGCUUCAGCUGUCAAUCAAUCCUGCCACAGCGCUGCACAUUCUGCAGAGGGAGCCGCCCGGGAACUUCCUGGUGCGCAAGUCUCGCACAUCCCAGAGGAACGUGCUGUGCGUCCGGUUGGCGGACGACAGCGUUCCGUCGUUCGUCCAGCAGUUUGGGAUCAGGGAGGAGCAGUCCAGCAAGACUCUGUCUCUGGAGACUUCAGCCAUCAGCUUCCCAGAUCUCCCAAGACUUAUUUCCUUCUACUGUGUCAGCAGAGAUGUGUUGCCGUUCCCUCUGGAGCUUCCUGAAGCCAUCGCGAAGGCGACGUCCCACAAAGAGCUGGAGUCCAUCUCACACAUGGGAAUAGAAUUCUGGAGUUCCCAUCUAAACGUCCGUGGGCCACGAGAGGCACCGAAGCCUCAGAAGGAGGACGAGGAGGAGGAGAAGGCGGCUCCGCAGACGAGCUCUGCAGCUCAGCCUGAUUCAGCUCCGCAGCCCGACUCAGACAGCCUGCUCCACUCAGCACCUGAGUCGGACAGCGCCACCCAAAGAUCCGGUCCCAAUGCCACCCUGUUCCACGAGUUUUGCCCAAUCACGACACGCAGCCCCCGAGAGCUGGACUGUGGCUCCGGCAUGGGCGCUCUCUGCUUCAUCAACCCCCUUUUCCUGCAGUCCCAGACCGCCCUGUCCAGGAGGCGCAUGUUCAAACGCAGCCUCAAAGUUCGGAUUUCCACAGAGUCGUCGACCCUGCUGUCGCCCCCGCUUGCUCCUCCUCCUCCACCACCUCUGAUGCCCAAAGCCAAAGGAAAAUGUAAAGCGCUCAAACGGACACAACAAGACAGUCAGCUGGAUCCCACAGUCCAGGACGCCCCCAGUCAGAUGCAGGAUCAGGUGGAACCAGGCCAAACGGACCGGGCUACAGCUCCGCUACCAACACUAACAGAGAAUCUUCAAGAGGACUCAGACUACAUGCAGCCCUCUCCAAUGAUCAGCCUCUCCAAGCCUCCCUUACUCCCUCCCUACCUCGCCCCGUCUGCAGCUCCCAUGGCGCCUCCCCUUUUCCCCAAAGUGUCUCGGUCCCUCUCUCCACAUAACUCCCCCGGCAACUCACCCUCUCUCUCACCUUAUCAGUCCCCGUCUCCUUCUCCUAAGGCCCCCUUCUCUCUGUCUCCCUUCACCUCUCCAUCCUUCUGCCCGCUGGCAGAGCAGGCCUAUCACACACCGGCUGCUCCUUCAAGACCAGAUCAGCAGAGACCAGAGGAGGAGGGAGCAGGUGUGCCUGAAAACAAGGAUGAUGAUGAUGAGACUGAUGAGGAACUGUGCAAAAAGCAGAAAGAGGAGGAGGAAGAGGAGGGUUUGGUGUUAGGGAUGAAUGCUGCUACUCUGAGUGACACAGACAGCUGCAGCUCCUUCUGCAGCCUGGAGGGGGCAGCAGAGACUCCACCGCACUCACCUGUCGAACAGGUGAGCGGGACGAGCCUCUAACGAUCAAACAUUACAGACUGUAACAGAAUGUUGUGAUAUCUCAUGACAGCAUCCCAGAGAGUCAGAAGAUGUUUUUAGAAGAGAGACAAGCUUUAAAUUAAACAAGUUGAACAAAACCAAAGAUUUUAAUGGUGUUUUAACUGCAAAUGUAACCUUUUAUAUUCCAAUGCCAACAUUUUUGUAAGUAUUGGUCAUAUUUUCAAAUUCAAAUUCACAUCACCAGAGUAGCUGCUAACUGCUGUAGCCACCGUUAGCUCACUUAGCUGUGCAGCUUUCGUGUUGAUGAGGAUGAGGCUAGCCAGUAGCAUGCUAACAUCAGUAGAUAUCUCUGCAAAGCAAAACAUGUCAUAAUGACAAAACUGUUAUUUAAAGGUCAUUUUUUAAUGUUUUUAACUGAGAUUCUUACACGUUGUCCCUUAAAAGCUGCUUUUGUACCUGUGUUCUUAUGUUAUUAAAAUAUACUGAAACUCAA